UGGUUGGGACAGCUGCCUUCCCUUCAGCCUGGGUGGAACCUCGGAUGCUGGGGAGGGUGUCCCUAAGCACGGGUGGGGGCCUUGGCGUAAAGUUUGCUUGUUGCCUCUGUGAGAGUUUUUUUUUUCUUUUUUUAACUCUUAAUUGAACACAUUAACACCAAACGCACAGGUUAUGAGGGCACACAAACUCAAGAAUCCAAACAAGCCAAGCACACUGUGCAACACAGCUCCGAACAAAGGGCAUCCCCCGCUCUGCACCAGCGGCCAGCGGCCUCGCCCGGGAUGCCGUGUCGGCCUCUUCUACGGCUGGAGGAGCCACGCUGCAGGGAGAGACGCCCCACGUCCUGUGGGCCCGGGCGUUCGCCCCGCGGUAACUGUGCUCCAGCCCACGUGCAGCCCCAGGACCCCCACGCCCCUCGCAUCCCGGGCCCCACCGCUGCCAGGUCCAGUCCCGCCCCGCCCCGUCCGGAGCCACCAACAGCCCGGGGCUACGAGGCGGGCGGGAUCGCGGAGUCCCGCUGGGCGAGGGAGGACCGUCCCUGCGAGGAGCCUCGGCCGCCGCCCGUCCACCCCAGGACCCCGGGCCCUGGAUAGUCCGAGGCCUUCCUCCCUGGGCGGAUCCGCCCGAGUCCGGUGGGAGGAGGGGGCGGGAGGAGCCCGGAACCCGGCGCCGGAGCUCGCGUUUCUGGCCGGCGGGACCCGAGCGCUGCACCGAGCGCGCCCGGACCUCGGCCGACGGACUCAGGUCACCAUGGCAACGCGGCGGGACCAGAGGCUGCUCGCGGCUGGCGUUCCGGCAGCCGAGAUGCCGCCCCCGCCUGGGCCCCAGGACCAGGCCCUGGACGCCCUGCUGGCUCGCAAGGAGGAGGAGUGGCGGGCGCUGCAGGCUCGGCGCUGGCAGGUGCAGGAGGCCGCCCUGCAGGACGCUCAGCGCCAGCUGGAGGAGGCGCAGGCGAAGCUGCGGCGCCUGCAGGAGGACUUCGUCUACAACCUGCAGGUGCUGGAGGAGCGGGACCGCGAGCUGGAGCGCUACGACGCCGCCUUCGCCCGGGCCCGCGGCCUGGAGGAGGCCCGGCAGGCCGAGGUGAGCGAGCUCCAGAUCGAGGUGGCCAAGCUGAGGCAGGCGCUGGCCCGCGAGGCCCGGCGGCUGGAGGACGCGCAGCAGCAGCAGGAGCAGAGGCUGCGGGAGCAUCGCCUGGAGCUGGAGCGGGUGCACAGUGACAGGAACAGUGAGCUGGACCAGCAGCAGGAGCAGUACAGAAACCUGAAGUGGAAGCUGGAGCGGAGGCUGGAGGAGCUGGACGGCGAGCUCGCCCUGCAGCGGCAGGAGCUGCUCCAGGAGUUUGAAUCCGAGAUGCAGAAGCGGGAGCACGGGUUCCGCCUGCAGGCCGACAGCAUGAGCAAUGUGGUCCGGGCGCACGAGCUCAAGGUCAAGCUGUUGAACAAGGAGCUGGCGGCCCUGAGAGAGGCCGGGGCACAGGCGGCGGAGUCCCUGCAGAGCACGGAGGCGGCGCGUGCCGAGCUGGCGGGCCAGCUGCAGCGCAAAGAGCUGGAGCUCAGGGACCUGGCCGCCGUGAAGGACGCCAGGAUAAAGGACUUAGAGGGGACACUUCGCUGGGCACGUGUCACCAGGAAAAAAGAAGAGGAAACGCUCAGGAGGAAGCACGAGGAGCUGGACCGUCUGGCCCGGGAGAGAGACGCGGCGCUGGCGGCGGCCGAGAGCGCGCACGAGGAGCAGCUGCGGGCGGCCGAGGCCCGGGCCCUGGAGCUGCAGGCGCGCUGCGAGGGCCUGGAGGUGCAGCUGCGCCGGGCCGAGUGGGGACAGACGGCCGCCUCCCGGGAGAGGGACGCCACCAUUGACAAACUCCGGGAAGAUGCGUCGGCUCUGAAAUCCGCCUGGGAUGCCGAGGUGGCCCGGCUGUCCAGGGAGAUGACGGCCCAAGACCUGCAGGUCCAGUCGCUGCGGGAAAAAGAGGGGGAGCUGAAGGCACAGCUGGCCAGAUGCCAGCAGGACGUCGGAAGGUAUAAGCAGCAGCUGUCCCUGGCGGCGGAGAGAGAGCAGAGCCUGGAGCGGGAGAAGGUGCAGCUGGAGCUGGACUGGCAGCGCCGCUGCGACGGCGUCGAGCGCGAGCAGUACCAGCGGUCCGAGGACUUGAUUCAGGGCCUGACCGCAGCCAGAGACCAGGCUGCCGCCAAGCUCCAGGAGGCAGAGCGGGUGCUGCACGAGCAGGACGUGGUGCUGAAGGCGGUGACCCGGGAGCGAGACCAGGCCCUGCAGGCGCUGCGCACGCACGGGCCCCGCCCUGAGGAGGCGCAGACGCUCCUGAGGCCUCGUGAAGAGGAAACGGGGACCGGCUCUCCGGCUCUCUCGGUGCAGCAGCUGCAAGAGCAGAACGCGAGCUUGCGAAGUGUCAUCGCACAGAUGAGACAAGAGAUGGAAACGCUCAGCGAUCAGAUGCUCCCUCCUGCCCGCUUAGGGGCGGGGGCCCCCGAGGCCACCCAGGACCCAAAGGCAGCGGCCGAUCCCACCGUUCCUGGUUACGUUCUGGCUCUUGAAGCAGAAAUGCGACACCUAAAGCAUAAGUUUAAAACCCUGGAGGAACACCUGGAAGUGUCAGAGCCUUGGAAGACCCCCUCGUCCUGCGCCGGUGCUCAGCCCGGUGUCCCGGCUUCCGCAGAUGCUGCCGGUGAGUCCCUGAGCAGCGGCACAGCCCGAGGGAGCGUGGUCGCUCUUUCUGCAGGAGGAGCUGUGCCCGGCGACAGCACCUCCGCGGGACUGGCGCUCCGGAAGCUUCGAGACAGGGCACGGCUCUUGAACUUCCUGGUGGCGCGGCUCAGACGGAAGGUGCUGCAGGAGCCCCUGGACGUGGACACCGUCCAGCGAGAGCUUCCCCACGAGCUGGACCAGAUGCACCUGGAGGUUCUGCAGCUGCGGAGGCAGGUGGCUGAGCUGGAGCAGCAUCUCGGGGCGGCCCGGAAGGAAGGCGGGGACACCUUGGACACUGCGGGCCUCGGAGCAGAGGGCCCCACGGAGGCAGACGGAGGGCGUGCGGGCACCGGGGAUCCGGGGGCACGGCCCCCCCAGGCCCUGUGUGUGCCCCGGCUCCAGAGGAAGCUCAGGGAGGCGGCAAGGAAAAUCCUGCGGCUGCGCCUGGAGAAGGAGCAGCUCCUGGAGCUGGGGAACCGGCUCCGUGCAGAGCUGGGCCGCCUCCCUGGUGGCGAGUGCCCUGGGAAGCCGGCUGGUCUCCCUGUCGCCGAGGCACCGGGCGGCGUGGGUGAGGCACCUCAGGCACCCCUGGGACAGCUGCAGCCCCGUCUCACAACUCAGGACUCGAAGAAUGCCAAGAAAGAAGGUGUGUCCGAAUGCUCCGGGAAGAGCCAAGCCCGCUUGGCACAGACCGUCCACAGAAGGGAUGCUCGGCCAGGCUGCGCGCCGGGACCAGGACUGUCACAGAGGCAGCGCGGCAUCUCCACGGUGACUUGCAAACCAGCCCCUCGGAGGGAGAACCGCUCUCCGCGGCCGCGCCUGGCUCAGGAAUUCCAGGAGGCGAGCGGCCGCCACAGCCAGGGCUCCUCAUCACUGGCCAGCAGUUCCCUCCAGGACACAUGGAGGCUGCUGGACCUGGGGUCCAGCCCUUCUGGCCUCACCUCCCAGGACGACUCCCCUGCAGGCUCCCGAGGCCCAGGGCAGCCUGGCAGGGUAGGAAACUCGCUCAACCCUUGCCACUGCGAAGGGGCACCUUUGUGGGAACUGCGUGAGAUCAGAUGUAGCAAGAUGUGGACAGAAGGGAACCGGGGUAGGGAGCAAACCUGGAGCCCCUCCCGGUCAGCUCACCGCUUCCCGGGGUCAGUCUCCAUGGAUGGGCGUUUGGGCAGUGUCAUCAAGGCGCAGCUCUGCCAGGCCGACAGGUGUCGUUUUAAGUGGUGUCUCUCCUGGGGGACGGUGUGCAUCUUUUCACACUGGAGCUGCCUCCUUUUCCUUGUCUUCAGUUCUCUGCCCCUUUGUACAUUGGGUUUAGAAUAAUUUUCUUAUUGAUUUGUCAGAGCUUGUUAUAUAAAUUGGAAAGUAGACCUUUUCUGAGACAUGAACUGCAAAUAUUUUUCCAUGGUUUUCCAUUUGUUUUUUGACUUUGCCCAUGGGGGGUUUUGUCAGACACACGUUAUAUCGACUUAUUUAUUUCUGGCCGCAUCCAUGGCAUGCGGAAGUUCACAGGCCAGGGAUUGAACUUGUGCCAGCAGUGCCAGUGCCAGGUCCUUAACCCACUGAGCCACCAGGGAACUCCUCAAAUGGGUUUUCGCUGUUUCCAGAGUCAUGUGAUUUGGGGGGGGCUGUCUUUUAGUUAGUGAUUUCUGCUGUUUUUACAUCUUGGUUGGAGAAUAAGACAUGCUUCUUCUGACAGGACUGUACUCCUACAGCUGCGACCACUGAUGGUCCAUCCGUCUCCCUGGGGCUCUGCAGCCCAGAUGCGCUCUCUGGGCGUCUGAGAAAGCCUGGCGCCCUGGGCUUUUUCUGUGCUUCCAUCGGCGUGGCCCCGCUGGCAUGAACUGCUCCUCUGCCAGCGCCCUCCUCUGGCGGUCUUUGUGUCCUGUGCUUGGCAGCUCGUAGGCACUGUCUCCAGUCUCGUGGUUGAGAUCACCUCUUUCGUCGCCUUCUGCCUGUUUUUAAGUUACCCGCUCCGUUUUCACUCUUCCUCAACUACUUAGACCUAUUUUCAUUUCACCUGUACCGUUCUUAAGACUUAGCAACUUCCGUAUUGCCUGUAUUUUCCUUGGGUUCAGUUCGAGCGGUAGCAGUUGGCUGCAGGCAGCUAUCUUUUGGACAACAGUCACUUGACUGCGUCCUAUAAUUUGUCCGUAUUUGCUUUCAAAAUCUCAUAGGAGCCUCUUAAGAUCCGUUUUUCUCUUCCCAACAUAAUUUUAAAAGAGAAUUUUUAUAUGAGAAACUCUCUGAGGCCUGUAUGUGAGAGAGUGUUUUUCUUUCUGCUUCACAUUUAAAUACGCUUCAGUUGAGUAUCAGUCUCCAGGCUUUCGUUUCUCAUAAUGUGACAGACCGAGGGCCUGGAUUGAGACUUGCACUGAAACCUGCUGAAUAAAAAGUGAAAGCAUGGGGUUCCCAUCGUGGCGCAGUGGAACCGAAUCCAACUAGGAACCAUGAGGUUGCAGGUUCGAUCCCUGGCCUCAUUCAGUGGGUUAAGGAUCCGGCGU
Messenger RNA from Sus scrofa (pig), 5205 nucleotides. The record is from RefSeq and is a predicted model, not a curated record. Lineage: Eukaryota; Metazoa; Chordata; Mammalia; Artiodactyla; Suidae.